Messenger RNA from Dendrobium catenatum, 1752 nucleotides. RefSeq names its product NADH dehydrogenase [ubiquinone] flavoprotein 1, mitochondrial. Gene Ontology annotation, molecular function: NADH dehydrogenase (ubiquinone) activity; 4 iron, 4 sulfur cluster binding; NAD binding. Gene Ontology annotation, biological process: mitochondrial electron transport, NADH to ubiquinone. The record is from RefSeq and is a predicted model, not a curated record. The annotation marks the transcript as partial. Lineage: Eukaryota; Viridiplantae; Streptophyta; Magnoliopsida; Asparagales; Orchidaceae. The transcript has a single exon.
UUAUACCCAUGCUUUUUCCAGGAACCUCUUAGGAGCCUACUUGCCGUACCAAGGUCUCAUCUUGCACAAAGCUGCCUGAAUGAGAGGCUUAAUUUUGCCUGCAGCUCCUUCAGUACUCAGGCGGCAAGCACAGGCAGCACUCCACCGCCACCUCCACCUCCACCUCCACCUCCAGAAAAGACCCACUUUGGUGGACUUAAAGACGAGGAUCGCAUAUUCACCAAUCUGUAUGGCUUGCAUGACCCUUUCCUCAAAGGUGCCAUGAAGCGAGGUGACUGGUACCGGACAAAGGACUUGGUACUGAAAGGAUCUGACUGGAUUGUAAAUGAAAUGAAGAAGUCUGGUCUACGGGGUCGCGGAGGAGCUGGCUUUCCUUCUGGUCUGAAGUGGUCUUUCAUGCCAAAGGUAUCUGAUGGCCGUCCUUCCUAUCUUGUCGUCAAUGCCGAUGAGAGUGAACCAGGAACUUGCAAGGACAGGGAAAUCAUGCGUCAUGACCCACACAAACUUAUCGAGGGGUGCUUGAUUGCAGGAGUUGGCAUGAGGGCUACAGCAGCUUACAUCUACAUAAGGGGAGAGUAUGUGAAUGAGCGCUUGAACCUUGAAAAAGCUCGAAAAGAGGCCUACCAGGCUGGGUUAUUGGGUAAAAAUGCUUGUGGUUCAGGCUACGAUUUUGAUGUGCACAUUCACUUUGGUGCAGGUGCUUACAUUUGUGGUGAAGAAACUGCUCUAUUGGAAAGCCUUGAAGGGAAACAGGGUAAGCCAAGACUGAAACCUCCUUUUCCAGCGAAUGCUGGAUUGUAUGGUUGCCCCACUACUGUCACAAAUGUAGAGACAGUCGCAGUAUCUCCCACCAUACUUAGACGAGGACCUGAAUGGUUUGCAAGCUUCGGUCGGAAGAACAAUUCUGGUACUAAGCUUUACUGCAUUUCUGGCCAUGUCAAUAAACCUUGCACUGUGGAAGAGGAGAUGAGCAUACCAUUAAAAGAACUCAUAGAGAGGCACUGUGGUGGCGUCAGAGGAGGAUGGGACAAUUUGCUAGCUAUUAUACCUGGUGGAUCUUCUGUCCCUCUGUUACCAAAACACAUCUGUGAUGAUGUACUGAUGGAUUAUGAUGCACUGAAGGCUGUUCAAUCUGGAUUAGGAACAGCUGCUGUUAUGGUGAUGGAUAAGUCCACAGAUGUGGUGGAUGCCAUUGCAAGGCUAUCAUAUUUCUACAAGCAUGAGAGCUGUGGUCAAUGUACUCCUUGCAGGGAGGGAACUGGAUGGCUGUGGAUGAUCAUGGAAAGAUUGAAGGUUGGUAAUGCGAAGAUCGAAGAGAUCGAUAUGCUUCAGGAAGUAUCAAAGCAGAUUGAAGGGCAUACCAUCUGUGCAUUGGGUGAUGCGGCGGCAUGGCCUGUUCAAGGGCUCAUCAGGCACUUCAGGCCUGAACUGGAAAGGCGGAUACGCGACCGGGCGGCGAGGGAGCUGUUGGAAGCUGCUGCUGCUUAAGCUGCUCAUGGUGUUAGAUUUCUGAAGUUCACAUCUGUUCAAUAAUGAAAUGCCUUUUACUUUGAAUUUUUUAAGGGGUUCCCUGCCUACAUGAACUUAUUCCAGGUAAUUACAUGAGAUGAAAGAAAUGACAGCUUAUCUUAUUGUAUGAUUUGAACUGAACAGCUCUGUUUUAGCAUGAAUGGUAAUGCUAUCACCUCAUUAUUUAUUGAAGCUGAGAUCUAUGGUGAUAAAGAUGGUGAUUUAUUGGGAUUUUGUAAGGCA